UCCAGCCUGCAGAUAUCUACCGCCGCGCCUCAGCACGACAUAUUAUGUGCCAUGGCAUCUCCAUUGAGGAGUCUGGUUUAUGAUGAUAGCAGGUACCAGAAAUCCUUCCAGCUUUUUCUGGAGCGUUCCUCCGAACAUCAGUGUAUGCAGGACUUCAUCCACAAUAUCCUGCCAGACAUUUUGGCCAGCAUCGGAGAUGGAAAGUCCCACCUUAAUGUCAUUGGAGUUGGAAGCGGUGCUGGUGAGAUCGACCUAGAGAUGUUCUCUGAGCUCCGUCUGAAGCACCCAGGGGUGACAGUGGAUAACGAGGUGGUGGAGCCCAGCAGUCAGCAGCUACACAGCUACAAAGUUUUGGUGUCACAGAAACUAGGUUUAGAUUACAUCACAUUUAACUGGAACAAGAUGACCGCCUCUGAGUUCGAGGAGCAGUGGAAAGCAAAAAAGAUAACGAAGAAGGCUGACUUCAUUCACAUGAUACAGAUGCUGUACUAUGUGAAGGAUCCUGGAGCUACCAUCAGCUUCUUCCAAAGUCUCCUCGACAAGAACGGGAAGCUUCUUAUUAUUCUAGUGUCUGGCGAAAGUGGUUGGGGAAAGCUGUGGCAGAAAUACAGGAACCAGCUCUGUAACUCAGAAUUGAGUCAGUGUGUGACCACUGGAGACAUCAAAAGCAUCCUGGACUCCAAGGGAGUGAGCUACAAGAGCUACGAGCUGCCAUCUCAAAUGGAUAUCACUGAGUGUUUCACCGAGGGGGAUGAGAAGGGAGAGCUGCUCCUUGAUUUUCUCACUGAAGUGCUGGACUUCAAUAAGGUGGCCCCACCUGAGUUGAAAACUGGUGUGUUGGAGUUACUUCGGCACCCAGAUUGUAGUGUGCAGUCUGAAGGCAAAGUUAUCUUUAACAACAACCUUGGAGUGAUAGUCAUAGAUUCGCAAACUUCAUCUCCCGGGAGUUACGUAACAGAAACUCAUGGGAAGGGAGCCAGCCAGCCUGUGAGUGAAAGGGGAGAGCAAUUCAGGUCUGCAGUUGAAGAGAGUUGGACAGCAAUAACAGAGAAUUGGACAGCAAUAACCAACUAUUUGCCUGUUAUUCUCAAGAUAUUCAAGGAAUCAGUCAUGGCUGCAGAAGAAAAGCAAACUUGUUAUGAAGGUGGUUAUGUCCAAAGCUUUCAGUUCUACCUGGAGCACUCAGGGGAGCAUGAGGCCGUUCUUCAGUGGGUCCAAAACAUCCUGCCAGGAGAAUUCAAAAGAAUUGGAGCAGGUAAAAGCAGCCUGGAUGUUCUUGGUGUUGGAAGUGGUGGAGGGCAGUUAGAUGUCCAGAUACUGUCUCUUCUGCAGUCUACAUGCCCUACUGUUCCCAUCUCUUCUGAUAUUGUGGAGGGCAGCGCUGAACUCGUGGACAACUUCAAAGCUUUGGUAGCAAAGACUGCCAACCUUCAGAAGAUCCCAUUUGUUUGGCAUUUCAUGAAAAGUGAGGAGUAUGAGAAGCAAGUCAAAGCAAAGGGAGACAUGAAGAGAUUUGACUUCAUAAACAUGAUUCAGAUGCUCUACCAUGUGGAUGACCUCGCAGAAACAAUCAGUUUCUACCAAAGCCUUCUGAAAGAAAACGGCAGGCUUAUGAUUGUCAUUGAAGCAGUGAAAGGUGGCUGGGACACACUGUGGCGCACUUACCAGAAGGAGCUCUGCACUGAUGUCGCCCUAGUGUACCGAUCAUCAGGAGAUGUUGUAGACUGCCUGAAAAAACACGGCCUGAAAUAUGAGGAGCAUGUCAUCCCCAACACCUUUGAAAUCGCUGAGUGCUUCGAUCCAAGCAGCAAGAAUGGCGAAUGUCUGCUAAAUUUCAUGACAAUGCAAGAUCACUUCCACCAGUCCUUCACCCCGGAGAUCAGAGCAGGCAUCUUAGACCUUCUCAGAAACAAGUGCAGCACUGAAAAAGACGGCAAGAUAUUCUUUGACAGCACUUUGAGCUGCAUACUUGUUUACGCUUGAAUGUGUCCAAUGGAAAAAAUGUAAAUUCACUUCAAUAUUUGAUCAAAAGUACAGUAUAUUUGCCUGUUGCUGCAUUAGAUUUACCAGUUAAAGUGCUUUUCUGUAUCUUAUUCCUGUAUUCAACAAACUCAGUUACUUUGUAUUUUGACCAAAUUAUGAAAAAAAAUAAAAACAGACUGUUCAUGCCUAGCAAAACUUAUCUUUGGAAAAU
This is a messenger RNA of Scomber scombrus (Atlantic mackerel), 2194 nucleotides long. RefSeq names its product histamine N-methyltransferase (gene hnmt). NCBI's taxonomy places the organism in Eukaryota, Metazoa, Chordata, Actinopteri, Scombriformes, Scombridae. Gene Ontology annotation, molecular function: N-methyltransferase activity. The record is from RefSeq and is a predicted model, not a curated record. The coding region runs from base 52 to 1983 and encodes 643 amino acids. The transcript has 14 exons.